CGGGCCUUUUAUUUUGAAAGGGACUUUAUGGUUCCUGUUGUUGUGACGCAUAUGACGUAAAAAAGCGAUUUCUUCACGCUGUUCUCACAUGGAAACCUAAACAUGGAGAAUUCAAGCACAGAGAACGUAAUUGAUGGCCAGGAUCAAGGUGAGACCAAAUCUGAAAACGAGAAAAUGGAAUUGGAUAUUAAUACAACAGAGUUUCAGACUGAAACGAAAGGUAGUCAGAGCUCCGGACCACAACUUGGACCAACAGAUGAAACCUGCACCAGUGCUCAAUCUGAACAAAUAGAAGAUCAGAUCUCCAGCAUUCAGGCUGAACAUAUAGAAGAUCAAUGCAGCAGGGGUCAGCUUGGACCAGCAGAAGGUCCGUACACUGGUGAUCAGUCUAUAGACACUGAAGGUCAGAGCUCCAGUAUUCAGUCUGAACAGAAGUCAAGCGGUCAACUUAGACCAACAUUAGAAUCAUGCACCAGUGAUCUUUCUGGACUGGCAAGAGAUCAGAUGUCCAUUAUUCAGUCUGAACAAACAGGAGAUCAGAGCUCCAGCAUUCAAUCUGAACAAACCAGUGAACAGAAGUCAAGCGGUCAACUUGGAUCAACAUCAGAACCGUGCAUCAGUCAUCUUUCUGGACUGGCAAGAGAUCAGAUGUCCGUUAUUCAGUCUGAACAAACAGGAGAUCAGAGCUCCAGCAUUCGGACUGGACCUGCAAAGAUGCAGUGUGGAGUUGUGGUUAGUCCACACUCUGGCACAGGUUCAUUGGCUCUGUUGGGCAUGCAGUACAGAGGAAACAGCUCGGAUGACAACUGUUCAGACAGUGACUCAGACUCAUCGUCCUCCACAUCAUCCUCUUCAUCGUCCUCAUCCUCUUCUUCUACUGAGCCUCUUGAGGUAGUGAUGAACAAUGCAGAUGAUGAUGAUGGAGUUGUUGCCAUGGGCAAUGAGAAGAAGCCAGUACCAGUGAAAACCCAUGAUGAGUUGCUUAUUGAGGACCUUCCUGCAGUGGAGAACCUGAUCAUCAGUCUUCCAGAGGAUACAGAGAUGGAGCCCAUUGGCACGAUAUCAAGCAUUGUGGAGCAAUUAGUGAUCGUGGAGUCAUACAAGAACACACCAGCACUGAAUGAAGACAGUGUGUUAUUCAACAAAAACAGAAACUCUGUUGGCAAGGUCUUUGAAAUCUUCGGGCCGGUUUGUCAGCCCUACUACGUUCUGAGGUUCAACUCCCAUGACGAUAUUGACCAGAAAGAUGUUAAAGUUCGAGACCCUGUUUACUUCGCCCCUAAAAUUAAAGAUUUCACAGACUACAUCUUUACAGAGCGACUCCAUGAGACCAAAGGCUCAGAUGCAUCCUGGAAGAAUGACCAGGAACCACCCCCUGAGGCACUUGACUUUAGUGAUGAUGAGCAAGAGAAGCUGGCGAAACAGAAGCUGAAAGAACAAAAGAGACGGCAGCAAAACGAUUCUGACUCAGAGGAUGAAUCGGAUGCCCAUAAAGCACCUCAAAAAGCAGGCCGGCGGAAGCCCCGACAGAACCGCAACGUUCCCCGUGGGCAGCACCACAAUCGCGGCGGCGGUUUUCAUAGCAACUAUCACGCUCACCCCCACUUCCCACCUGACUACAUGUUCCCCCAUCCAGAUCCACACAUGUUUCCUUUCCAGCACCCAAUGAUCCCACCCUUUCCCAGACCGCCACCCUUUCACAUGGGCAUGGCCCCGUGGCCCCCAGGGCCCAAUCAGGGCUUUAUGUUCCAGCCCCCACCUCCCCCUCCUCCACCACCUCCAUUUAAUCAAUAAACCUGUGACUGAAUCCUCUUCACAACCUGCGCCCUUAAAGGGAUCACAAUCUUUGCAUACUAAUAUAACUGUAUACAGGUGUGUAGUGUGCAUCAAACCUAACUGUAUAUUGUUAGUGCAAUUUUUCAUUUUGUAUUAAAAUGAUUAAUUUCUUUA
Molecule: messenger RNA, 1950 nt
Organism: Megalobrama amblycephala (Wuchang bream)
Lineage: Eukaryota; Metazoa; Chordata; Actinopteri; Cypriniformes; Xenocyprididae
Gene: naf1
Product: nuclear assembly factor 1 homolog (S. cerevisiae)
Exons: 9
Coding region: 103-1794 (563 amino acids)
Biological process (GO): ribosome biogenesis; box H/ACA snoRNP assembly; pseudouridine synthesis
Cellular component (GO): sno(s)RNA-containing ribonucleoprotein complex
Molecular function (GO): RNA binding
Source: RefSeq, a predicted model, not a curated record